GUAUCGAUUAUUUUUUGAAGAUAUGCAUUAGAGUCAAAUGAUUGACUUGUGAAUGAGAAAUUUGUUUGCAAACAAAUGUAUAAAACUGUGAUGUGCGUUAUUAUUAAUUUCUAUGCUUGUGAUGUUUUCGUAAACUAAAAUUAAUAAGAAUUAUGACGAACCAGUUGACCCGGCAUAAGCAAGAAAUCCGAAAGCAAAAUGUCUUUUAUCCCAAUAGAAUAUCUGCUGACCUAAUCCUGGGUAGUGCUAAUUUCCCAUCAAACCAUGCAUGGUCAAAAAGCAGUAUAAUUCCAAAGGUUGGUGUACUUUUUGUUGUCAUUUGCUUCCUUCUGUAUGUUUUAUGGGGAACUCUUGAUGUUACUAUUGCUGACUGCACCGAGUGCAAUUUCUCAGAUGAGACAGUACACGCUCGGCUCAACGAGUCUUAUCUUGUUUGCAACGAGGUUCCUGCUGACCAUCGAGUUUUUGUUCACGACCGCGCACUACGCGAUUAUCAAGCCUUACCUAUGAUAUAUUUUGUGACGCCCACAUAUCCUAGACGAGAGCAGAUACCUGAACUCAUUCGGUUGGCAUAUACACUACUACAUGUACCACGUAUUCAUUGGAUUCUUGCAAAUGAUCUUAAAGCAUGCAAUGCUUAUAUAGAUGGUUUACUCAAAAGAUUUGAUCUCGAGACUAAAGUCCGUUUUGCUCAUCACUCUUUUAUAUUAGGUUUACCUUUUACGCACUUGGCAAGUCCAAUGCCAGAAUUUUACCGCAGGAAAAAGCCAAUGCCUCGUGGUGUAGCCAACCGCCGGGCAGCAAUACAAUGGUUACGACAGCGAAAUAUCACAAACGGAAUUCUCUACUUUGGUGAUGAUGACAAUACAUAUGAUUUAAAGUUAUUCUCUGAAAUAAGAGAUACACAACGGGUUUCUAUGUUUCCUGUGGGACUAAUUGAAGAGUAUUCCGUAAGUGGACCAGUUGUACGAAAGGGGAAAGUGGUUGGAUUUCUAGAUUCAUGGGUAGCAGAAAGGCGUUGGCCAGUGGAUAUGGCCGGAUUUGCAACGAAUUUGGCAUAUAUGGCUGAGUAUCCAAAUGCUAGCAUGCCUUAUAAACCGGGCUAUGAAGAGGACCUUUUUCUACGUAGUAUCCGGUUAAAUUUAAAUAUAAUUGAACCUAAAGCAAAUAACUGUACAGAAAUAUUGGUUUGGCAUACACAAACGAAGAAUCGUGAGCGAACUACUCUACGUAUUAGCAACAAAUAUCUCGACGAUCGGUCAAAUCUUGGUACACUCAUAAAAUCAUUGGAUGUAAUGGGGAUUGCGAACUCUUCGGAUAACGAAGGACGAAGGGCUGUUAUUAGUAAAAAUGGAAAAGCUAAACCAUUAAGCUACUUUUUAAGUUGAAAUUUAAAAAAUGUGUAUUAUAUAAGUAUAUAGUACGUUUUGCAAUCUGUUCUGGUAUAAAAACAAGAAAAGUCUCUGGGCAACAA
Bactrocera dorsalis (oriental fruit fly) is the source of this 1474-nucleotide messenger RNA. Its product is annotated as galactosylgalactosylxylosylprotein 3-beta-glucuronosyltransferase S. NCBI's taxonomy places the organism in Eukaryota, Metazoa, Arthropoda, Insecta, Diptera, Tephritidae. The coding region runs from base 153 to 1388 and encodes 411 amino acids. The transcript has 6 exons. Gene Ontology annotation, biological process: carbohydrate metabolic process; chondroitin sulfate proteoglycan biosynthetic process. Gene Ontology annotation, molecular function: galactosylgalactosylxylosylprotein 3-beta-glucuronosyltransferase activity. The record is from RefSeq and is a predicted model, not a curated record. Gene Ontology annotation, cellular component: Golgi membrane.